AUGACUGUCAGCGAAGUAGACCCUAGCGUGUUCAACACGGGCAAUCAAGUCGUAAACCAAACUCGGCUCGGUCAUGCAGCUGCAGCCGUCGCGGCAGUAGAAUGGCAUGAACGAAAGGAGCUGCAGUGCGACGAUGCACGUCUUGUAACGCGACGAGGAUAUAGAUCUCGUCCCAGAAAAAUGAUCACCUGCUCCUGCUUCUUCUUCAUCUUCAUCUUGGUUCUCCUUUAUCCUCAACAAGCCAACGUGAUCCUCGCCUCCACUCCCUCCUGCGUUUGGUACACAGGCGAGUCCAGCACCAUUCCGCUGUGUGUCACUCCGGGCCAGGUCACCAGCCUGAAUUAUGAAAUGUGAAAAUGUCGGGGUCUGGAAGAUUUCCAGGUUUGUCAUGCACGUUUUGCAUGACUCCUGAUGUCUGUGAUGCAUGCCCUAGCAUCACAGAUUUUGUGAGGGCUUCUUGAUGCCUAUACCGCAUGACAAUUGCUCUUUCCGUGUAGCAAAACUUGGACUCUCUUUGCUGCUCCUCAUGCAAUACAGAUUUUUUUAGAAUCAAAAAUCAGCAUGACAAGUUGGAUUCUUCCAGACCCAGACAUUUUUACAGUUGAUAUGAAUACCCCGGAAGCAAAAGCAGCGGCGGUUUGUUCAGGUCAAACAGGGAAUGGACAAACGUAUCAAAUGCAAAAGUGUCUGGGUCUGGAACAAAGCAACUUGUCAUGCUAAAUCUGAAUCAUGUAAAAAUCUGGACAAAGAACAGAAGGCCAUCAACCUAGUGAUAGAUAAACAGCACAGCUGAAGAAUAUGGCUUUUUGUUUUACACUUAGAUCAUCCGCAGCUGGUGCUCUUUUUGAACCCCCCCAGCCGGCCCAUAUUUGCAUGUGCGGGGAGUCUGAGUAACAUGGCUUGCCCGAGUCAUUGACGAACCGGGGAGAUGGGCGGUGGGGUUUACAGUUUUCAGACAGGCCAGCCGCCGUGAGGGACUACCGCCUCUGUUAUUGGGGAUAGCGUGUGUCCUCCUCGACUGAGUUGCGUGCGCGGCCCAUCCGUGUUCCGCGUAAAUCUCUACAGGGGAGUGCGCGCCGCGUCGAAAGGCCCCCUUCCGUACGGAGCGCCCCGAACCCUUUUUAGCGCGCGCUUAUGAUGGCCUUACUGUUAAAAGGAUGGAGCUAGAUCAGUUCGUAGAACCCAAUCUGUUUAUGCUAGCAGAGGGCUAGUGCGCUGUGGACCCCCAGGAUCAGGUAGACGAGGUCCCAGACCGAAGUGGUAGGCGCUUAGGGUGAACUAUGCAUGUAGCGCUUAGGGCCCUUCCGUGCGGCCAGUUUGUAUGUCCCGCAACGGGGUUCGCCUAAGUCGGUCAUUUGUAUGCAAGGCGUUGGGUUACCCGGUCGGCAGAGCCGAUCCACAACGAGCGAAUGAUUACCAAAAACUGUCCACUUUUGACCUAAUCGAGAGGCAGUUUCUCAUGCAGGAUAGGCAUGAUAGAACUCUCACAGAGUCUGUCAUGCUAUGUCCUACAUAUCAGAUCCCAUGGGUCAUGGAAAACCUGCAUGACAAGUCUAGCAUUCUUCCAGACCCCGACAUUUUUACAAUCCAUAAAACGGCGUGUGAGACAACGACCGUCGCGAGCCCCGUUACUGGUGCAACAGAAAUCAAUGCAACAACUUGUGUCUUGUACACUAUCGCUGUGCCUACUUCCACGGUGCCUCUGUGUCUCACGCAGCAACAAAAGCAAGAUAUGGAGCACAGCUCUGCAGUGCAAGAAGCCGCGAUCUGUAGCCAGAGGACGAGCGAGGGAGAAGUCGCGUGUACCAGCACCAGCUACGACGUAAACCCGCCUUCAGACAACGACACUGCUCGCAUCGCCAUGAUCAAAAUUUGCACGUGGUACCCGCUCCGGCAUGUGAGCAGCACGGCUGUUGGUGCGGUGACCGCUUUAUGCGUGACGGAAGAGCAGGCAGCUAACAUGAACACGCCGGCCGGAGUGGCUGCACAGCUUUGCUCGUCGAGGCAAGCCGGUGGGGAAGCGGAGUGCGUCGGGCCUUCAUCAAGAGCUGCAGCACGGAGUAGAACACCAAGCAGCGAAAGGUCCGCGCUCGCCGCAGUAGAAAUGCUAAUGCUCACCAUGAUCAUGGUUCUCGCUCACUGUCGUCCGUGGACUUUGACAGAUAGCGCAUCAAGGGUAAAACUGUAAAAGCAGUCUCUGUGCAUGUUUCAUCAUGGACAGGACGGCUUAUCGACAAGACUAAAGACGAGGGGUGGCUGGUGUUGUUCAUGGCGAUUGCUACAGAAGUAGAGGCAACUUUUUUUCGCCGCAUACUAGACCCUCAUAAACGGAAAAAACGAACAAAUGUGA
Messenger RNA from Amoebophrya sp. A120, 2350 nucleotides. The record is from the annotation of a GenBank genome assembly. NCBI's taxonomy places the organism in Eukaryota, Dinophyceae, Syndiniales, Amoebophryaceae.